AUGGAUUGUGGUACCGAAUGCCCCGCAAGCAUUCCAACCCACUCUCUAGAAGCCCACAAAGCUCUAGUAGACUGGGUCAUCAGCCAUGGAGGCUCAAUCGACGAAAGCGUCCGCGUAGCCCAGGAUGCCUCACGAGGAGUGCAUAUCCAAGUGAAAGCCGAUUGGCCAACACCUGUCUCCAAAGAGACACGAGUGAUAAAUACACCAAUUACUGUGACAAUGUCCUACUAUAAUGCAAUCAACCACAGGUCCGCCAAGGGAUCAUUUCCAAACCGUGGUGUAGAUCUUCCUCGCGCGUUCAUUGACGCUGUUGGGCCCGAAGAGACGGCGGCGUUCUUCCUUAUGGGCCAAUUUCUGCUUGGGGAGCAGGGAUUUUGGUUUCCGUAUUUGCGAACUUUGCCGCAGCCGGGGCAAUUGACGACGCCUUUGUUCUUUGGGGAAGAGGAUGUGGACUGGAUUCAGGGUACAGGGAUCCCUGAUGCGUCUGUGUUUAGAUUUCAGGUCUGGGAUGAAAAGUAUGAGUCUUCCAUGACUAAAUUGGAGGAAUUGGGCUUUGGAAAUCUGGAACCGUUUACAUGGGACUUGUAUCUUUGGGCUUCGACUAUUAUUACCUCGAGAGCUUUCUCAUCAAAGGUUUUAGGUAGUGUCAUUGAUGAGUCUGAUUCUCUAGAUGGAGUGUCUGUUUUGUUGCCAGUCAUCGAUCUUCCUAACCACCGCCCACUGGCAAAGGUCGAAUGGCGGGCAGGCGAGAAAGAUGUCGGGAUGAUUGUGCUAGAGGAAGUUGCACCCGGCCAAGAGCUCUCCAACAACUAUGGACCUCGUAACAAUGAGCAAUGUCUGUGGUAUCGCGUUCCAACUAUUUAUACCCAGCACUAA
This is a messenger RNA of Penicillium taxi, 876 nucleotides long. RefSeq lists its product as uncharacterized. Gene Ontology annotation, molecular function: protein-lysine N-methyltransferase activity; protein binding. The coding region runs from base 1 to 876 and encodes 291 amino acids. The transcript is spliced from 3 exons. The record is from RefSeq and is a predicted model, not a curated record. Gene Ontology annotation, biological process: peptidyl-lysine monomethylation. NCBI's taxonomy places the organism in Eukaryota, Fungi, Ascomycota, Eurotiomycetes, Eurotiales, Aspergillaceae.